This is a messenger RNA of Mus caroli (Ryukyu mouse), 3804 nucleotides long. Lineage: Eukaryota; Metazoa; Chordata; Mammalia; Rodentia; Muridae. The record is from RefSeq and is a predicted model, not a curated record.
UCGUCUCGUUCUUCCCUUACUUUGUCCUUUUUUUGAGUGACACUUGAGGUGGCGUGUCUGGUGCAGCCAAGUCUGCCUUCUCCUGACUCAUGCUUCCUUGUGGAAGCCUGCACUGUCACGUGUGCUCUUUAACCUCAGAUGCCUGUUUCAGUCCUUCCUGCUCAGUCCCCUUGGCUCUUGGCCUUCUCUGACCUGGUGUUUUGGAGGCCUUUUCUGACUGACAGAGAACUUUGAACUGAAUUGGUAAAUUGUUAAUCCACUCUGAACUCCCCGCUGAUGGCACUUUUGUUACCACAAGCCAAAAUGCUCUGGAUUCGUGAAUGUAAGACACACACACACCCUCAUGUUUAAUAUGCUCUAAGCAGCUCAAAGGCUAGGCUACUCUUGUUAUCCCAGCCCCAGUCUGGGAUAUCAGAGCCCCCGGGGCCACUUCCCUGAUACUUACAUGGCUGGAUGCUUUCUCUCCUGCUCCCUCAAGUCUGAUCUCUCUGCUUCUCUGGUGAUUCUAAAAUCUCCCUCUCUCUUCUGCUCCCUUGCCUGGGAAAUCUAAAGUCCUACCUCUGCCUCCCUGCCCAGUCCUUGGCCGCAGGCAACUUUAUUUCACCAAUCAAAGCCAACUGGGGGCAGGUACCCUCAGUGUCUUUCAGACAGGCAUGCUGGUUCCCACGUAAGUUUGGGAGUCAAAUGAACACAAAUGGCAUUUGAAGGGAUCUGCAACCCUGGACCUCCUUGGCUGUGUGUGCUCACACCAAUCACUCCCUGGGGAUGUGCACCUCUGGGUCCCUCUGCCUUGCAUCCUCUUGUCUUCGCAGAUGAGCCAAGAUGCGGGUGUGCUGGUUGGUGAGACAGGACAGCAGGCACCAGCGAAUCAAACUUCCCCAUUUGGAAGCUGUUGUGAUUGGUCGAAGCCCAGAGACCAAGAUCACAGAUAAGAAAUGUUCCCGACAGCAAGUACAGUUGAAAGCAGAGUGUAACAAGGGAUAUGUCAAAGUACAGCAGGAAUCACUGGGCCACUGGAGUCAAGGCUUGAAGAUGUCUAUGAAAGACCCCAAAAUGCAGGUUUACAAAGACGACCAGGUGGUGGUGAUUAAGGAUAAAUACCCCAAGGCCCGUCACCACUGGCUGGUCUUACCGUGGGCCUCCAUUUCCAGUCUGAAGGUUGUGACCAGUGAACACCUUGAACUUCUCAAACAUAUGCACGAUGUUGGGGAGAAGGUGAUAGCAGAUUUUGCUGGAUCCAGCACACUGCGCUUCCGAUUGGGUUACCAUGCCAUUCCAAGCAUGAGCCACGUACAUCUUCAUGUGAUCAGCCAGGAUUUUGAUUCUCCUUGCCUUAAAAACAAAAAGCACUGGAAUUCUUUCAAUACAGAAUAUUUUUUGGAAUCACAAGCUGUGAUCAAGAUGGUUCAGGAAACUGGCAGAGUGACUGUUAAAGAUGGGACUUGUGAACUCUUGAAGCUGCCUCUCCGUUGCCAUGAGUGUCAGCAGCUGCUGCCUUCCAUCCCACAGCUGAAAGAGCACCUCAGGAAGCACUGGGGCGGGUGACACUCGUCUUGGCGGCCAAGGGCAGUGCUAGCAUCUGUCCGCAUUGCCUAUGCUCCGUUCAAUCCUGAACUAAAGCGUACACUUCUUCGAAACAAAGCUUAUUUAUUCUUGAGCGGCCACACAUUGGGUGCACUCUGGUGCAGGAACUGGGAAUUCGGGUUUGUAUGGGUGUAUUCUCUGGUAAUGGAGGCUGAGACAUGCCUGAUCACCCUUCCCAGGACCAUGACAGGCCUGACUAAUGAGAGGGCAGAGCCGGCUCGAGACUCAAAUGUACGAUGUAGAAGCAGAGGAUUGGUAAUAUAUUUUGUUCCUACCCUCGUUCCUGGAUGGUGUAGUAUCUGUUCAUCAAGGUAGCUGAGGUCUGAGGGCCCUGGUUCUGCCUUUAGUCUGCUCUGUGAGGUUCUUCUUCCCUCCAUGAGGAGGCUUUCAAUCUACUGUACCAGGCUGAGUGUCUAGUUGAAAAUAUGUGGCAGUCAUCUACACAGAGAGAUAAUUUGUGUAUGACUGUGCCAGGGAAGAGGAAGUGGUAAUACUGGGCACAGUAAUGUUAACAAUACAGUCUGUGCUGAGGGCAGCCUGGGGUGGUGUGAGCUGUAUAGUCUGUGCUGAGGGCAGCCUGGGGUGGUGUGAACUGUAUAGUCUGUGCUGAGGGCAGCCUGGGGUGGUGUGAACUGUAUAGUCUAUGCUGAGGGCAGCCUGGGGUGGUGUGAGAUGUAUAGUCUGUGCUGAGGGCAGCCUGGGGUGGUGUGAACUGUCAGUUGACAGUACAGUCUGCAUGGAGAGCAGCCUGGGCAAUGUGUAUUUUUAGCUUCAGGCAGAUUUUACUGAGGCUUCCACUACUGCUCUUGAGAAUUACAGAGCAUUUAUCUAAACUUCAGAUAAAGUUUCCCCAAUGCAUCUGGGAAAAACAGAUGUUGCAAAAUAGUUCAUUUAAUUGCUACCUAAUACUAUAUAGUUUAGCACAUCAAUAUUAAACUGAAUAUUUGGUUAUACAGUACUAGGAGUGUGUGUGUCAGACAGUGUAAGGAUGUCAGGUAUAAUGGGGAACAUUCUGAGAGCGAGAUGACCAUGCCUACAUUCUUCAUUCUGCUCAAUAUAGAUUUUGUAAGGCUGGGGUAAGUGCAUGCUGUUAUUCCUGAGGACCUGAGUUUUGUUCCCAGCACCCACAUCAGGUGGUUCACAGACAGCUAUAGCUCCAGGGGAUCCUACACCCUCUUUUGAGCUCCGUGGGCAUGCAUUCCAGUACACAAACCUGAAUACAGACAUACAUAUUCAUACAUAAUUAAAAAUUUUAAAAAAUUAGAUUUCUUAGAGGAAAAAAUAUAAAUUAUGAUGUGCAGGAACCAGGUAUUGAGGUAUUAAGUAUAUUCAUCCCAUAGCCCUCCUCUCCCCAGUGGGCUUUCAUCACUGUCUGGACUCUGCACUACUUGACAGACGUGUCAUUGCACAAUUAGUUGAAGCCUUCCUUCAGAAGCAGAGGGAGGGAUGAUGGGAGACUGCAGAGUAGAAGAAAGCCAGCCACAUCUAAAGCCAGGCACAGUGACAGUGGCAAACUCUCCUGCAAUCCCCAAAUUUAGGAGGUGGCGGAGCAAGGAGGGCCGGGAGUUCCGUGUUAUCUUUGUCUGUAUGGUGAACUAGAAGUCUGGACUACAUGAGGCCUUGUGUCAUGUAGCAAAUAAAACAUUUAAAAGGGAAAUAAAGUUAUAUCUGAGGUGCCAAAGAAUAUUAUUUUGCCCGUUUGACCUUGGCCCUGUCAUAGCCAGGAAAGACAAUGUUAUCAAAGCAGUGGUUAAGGUUCAGAUCUGGACUAACUCCCACAGGCUCAUGUUUCAGAGUGGUAGGCCCUUUCCAUGCAGUGUUAGAUGCUGUGGAGCCAUUAGGAAGUGAGGCCUGGCUGGCAGAAAUAGUCUCCAGGAUCAGGCUUUUGAAGGCUAUACCUGUUCCUGGUUGGCCUCCUGUGAAUAGGCCACCCAUCUCUGCUACUGUGGGCUGACACACACUGUGUGUGUGUGUGUGUGUGUGUGUGUGUGUAGGCAAGAGAACAAUUUCCGGAUGUCAGUUGUCUCCACCAUGUGGGUCCUGGGGAUUGAACUCACGUCAUUGGGCUUGGCUGUAAGUGUCUCUACCCACUGAGUUCCAGUAAGUCAGAAGUACUCUUUUUAAAGAGUAAUAACUUAAUUCUCAAGUAAACACACACACACACACACACACACACACACACGUACACACACAUACACCCACACCCACAUACACACCACA